Messenger RNA from Ricinus communis (castor bean), 2228 nucleotides. Its product is annotated as DNAJ protein JJJ1 homolog. The record is from RefSeq and is a predicted model, not a curated record. Bases 145 to 1950 code for a protein of 601 amino acids. The transcript has 3 exons. NCBI's taxonomy places the organism in Eukaryota, Viridiplantae, Streptophyta, Magnoliopsida, Malpighiales, Euphorbiaceae. Gene Ontology annotation, molecular function: nucleic acid binding; zinc ion binding.
CUAAUUUACAUUCUUGAGAAUCAGAACUUUGGUUUCUGUUUCGCCAACCGACAUUAUUCUCGUAUCCAAACACGUCUCCUCUUCUUCUUCUUCCUCAAAACCCUAAAAAGGCACAGAAAGGAAGAAACAAUCAAUCUUUCGUUAAUGGCGGCAUCAGAGAAACGCUGCCACUACGAGGUAUUAGGCCUUUCGCGAGACUGUUCGCCAGACGAAAUCCGAGCCGCAUACAAGAAACUAGCUCUCCAACGUCACCCUGACAAGCUUAUAAAAUCCGGCUUGAGCCAAUCCGAAGCCACAGCUCAAUUUCAAGAGCUAUCUCAAGCUUAUGAAAUCCUCUCUGACCCUAAAGAACGCGCUUGGUACGAUUCUCACCGUUCUCAAAUCCUUUUUUCUAAUCCUAACGACGUUAGCUCUUCCGUUAUCCCAAAUUUGUUUUCUUUUUUCUCCAAUACUGUUUAUUUUGGUUACACCGAUACUGGUAAAGGUUUUUAUAAGGUUUAUUUUGAUGUUUUUAGUAAGAUUUAUGCUAAUGAGGUUAGUUUUUGUAAGAAACUAGGGUUAGGGUUAGAGAAUAAUGUCAGGGAAAUGCCUCUAAUGGGAAAUUUGGAAAGUCCUUAUGAGCAAGUUACGGCAUUUUAUAAUUAUUGGUUAGGAUUUGUUACUGUGAUGGAUUUUUGUUGGGUUGAUCAGUAUGAUGUUAUGGCUGGGGUGAAUAGGAAAUCAAGGAGGGUUAUGGAGGAGGAGAAUAAGAAGUUGAGGAAAAAGGCACGGAGAGAGUAUAAUGAGACGGUUAGAGGAUUGGCAGAGUUUGUUAAGAAGAGAGAUAAGAGAGUCAUUGAUAUGAUGGUUAAGAAGAACACUGAGAUGGAGAAGAGGAAAGAGGAGGAGAGAGAGCGGAAGAAGAAGUUGGAAAGAGAAAGGAUUGAGAGAGCUAGAGCUUAUGAGGAGCCAGAGUGGGCUAGAGUUAAUGAGGAGGAUGUGGAGGACAUUGAAGAGUUUCAUGAGGAAGAAAUGGAGAAUAAAAAGGGAAAUGGAGGGAAGGAAUUAUAUUGUGUUGUGUGUGGGAAAAAGUUUAAGAGUGAGAAGCAAUGGAAGAAUCAUGAGCAGUCAAAGAAGCAUAAGGAGAAGGUAGCUGAGUUGAGGGAGUCAUUUGAAAGCGAAGACGAGAACGAUGGGUACUUUGAUGGGGUUGAGGAAGACAAUCAUGAACACAAUGUGGAUGAGGUAGAGGAGAGGUUUAAAGAUGGUGUUAGGAUAACAGAUGAAGAGAAUGGGGUUGAAAAUCCGGAAUUGAUUAACAAGGAAGAUGGAUUCUUCGAUGCUGAGGAUUUUGAUGAGAUGGAAGGAUCCAAUGUGGAAGAUGGGAAUGGUGAUGAGGAUGAUGUUGAGGAUGGUGAUGCAGAAAUGAGUAUACUUGAGGCCAUGGUAACUGGGCACAAGAGUCGGAAAAGUCGGAAGGCAAGGCAUUUGGGUGAGCAUUUUCCAACCGAAGUUCAUGUAGAUGACGUGAAUGAGGAGCCGAACGUUACGGAAUACAAUAACCGGAAGACUAGGAGGAGGAAAGGCAAGAAAGAUAGGGGUAAAAGCGAUGGCAGAGUACCUGCUAGGGGUGACUUUGAUGAAAAGAGUCCAGAUGAUAAAAUUGAGGGGCUUGAUGAUAAGCGAACGGAGGAGUUUUCUUCUCAUUCUUUUGUGGAAAAUGAGAAUGAUGGGAACAUCAAUGAUCAUUUGAGGAAGAAUCAUCGGAGUGACCAACCAGUUGACAAUCAAAGGGCUAAAAAGAAAGAAUCUAAUACCAAAUCAAACAACUCCUCCAAAGGAAAGAAAGGAAAGGCAACAUUGAAGAAUUCUGGGAAUGAAUGUGAGAAAUGCGGAGAGGAAUUUGAAUCAAAAAAUAAAUUACAUAAACAUUUGAGCGACACAGGUCACGCCUCACUGAAAUUCAAAUGAGAAUUCUUUUGAGCCAUUUGCUAAUAUCUUCUUACCACAAAAGAAAUAAGAAGAUACUUGGAGACGUGCACACAAGGCAACAACCUGUUGCAGCUGCGUCCCAGUAGCCUGCUUUUGGUCUUUCAAGAUGAUGUUUCCAUUUUGGCAGUAUUUGUUUCCAAUUUGCGAAUGUUCUAUAUCAACGCGGAAAGGUAAUCCAGAGUUCUGUUGCAAAUUGCAACUUGUACUUUAAAAUUUUGAGCAAUGAAUAAAUUAUAUAUACACCAAUUCUUUGCAAA